This is a messenger RNA of Galleria mellonella (greater wax moth), 2004 nucleotides long. RefSeq lists its product as uncharacterized. Lineage: Eukaryota; Metazoa; Arthropoda; Insecta; Lepidoptera; Pyralidae. Gene Ontology annotation, biological process: DNA recombination; DNA integration. The transcript is spliced from 3 exons. The record is from RefSeq and is a predicted model, not a curated record. Gene Ontology annotation, molecular function: DNA binding. The coding region runs from base 1 to 2004 and encodes 667 amino acids.
AUGGAAGAUAUUAGGACGGCGACAAAACUAAUAACUGAAGGGUCUUUUAUGGCCAAUAUUGAUUUGCAGGAUGCUUAUUUUUUAGUCCCAAUCCAUGCUAGCCAUAAAAAAUAUUUACGAUUUUAUUUUGAAGGUCUAUACGAAUUCACUGCACUCCCGUUUGGAUUAUGUUCUGCGCCUUACAUAUUUACAAAAAUUUUACAGCCCGUUAUGACUCACUUAAGAGCUCGUGGUUUUAAAUCAGUACGCUAUUUGGAUGAUAUACUUUUACUAGGAGACUCGGAAGCGAUUUGUUUGAAUAAUAUAAGUAAUACUAAAGAAUGCCUUACAAGCUUAGGUUUUGUAAUAAAUUAUAAAAAGAGUAGUUUGAAAACAAGUACUUCGUGUACUUUCCUAGGAUUUGUUCUCGAUUCCAAGUCGAUGACUUUGCAAUUACCCGAUCGAAAAAGAAAUAGUAUACUCAAAAAUUUAGAGAUGUUACUCACUACUAAAUCUAUACGCAUUCGAGAAUUUGCGCGAGUUCUCGGUUCCCUUACUGCUGCAUGCCCUGCCAUUUCCUAUGGAUGGCUACAUACGAAGUCACUAGAAAGAGCUAAAUAUAUGGCACUUCAGCGUAAUGCAGAUAAUUACAAUGCUUUUAUGGCUAUUCCAAAUAAAUUGCACGAUGAUUUGAUAUGGUGGAAAAAUCAUAUUCUAAUAGCUAGUAAUCGUAUUAGACAACAUAAAUAUGAAAUGGAACUAUUUACUGACGCUUCAUUGACAGGAUGGGGUGCCGCCUGUCACAAUGAGAAGGCUGGUGGUUUGUGGUCUCGCAUUGAGCGUACUAACCACAUAAAUUAUUUAGAAUUACUAGCCGUUUAUCUCGGACUGAAAUCAUUCGCUAACACAAAAAAAGAUUGUGAUAUUAUUUUGCGUGUCGACAAUACAACAGCGAUCUCGUACAUUAAUAGGAUGGGCGGAGUUCAAUACCCGCAUUUAAAUCAUAUUGCAAAUAUAAUAUGGAAAUGGUGCGAGGAAAGGAGAAUAUUCAUUUUUGCUUCAUAUAUUAAAUCUACAUUAAAUACUGAAGCCGAUAGAGAAUCGAGGAACCUAAAUAUUGAUACUGAAUGGGAAUUAGCGUCGUAUGCAUUUUCAGAAAUAGUAUAUACAUUUGGUAAACCAGAUAUAGACCUUUUUGCAUCUCGUGUUAAUACUAAAUGCCCUAAGUACAUAUCGUGGAAAAGAGAUCCCGAUGCUUAUAAUAUUGACGCUUUUACUUUGGACUGGUCUACUUAUUUCUUCUAUGCAUUUCCUCCUUUCGCUAUAAUAUUAAAGGUACUAAACAAAAUUAUACAUGAUAGAGCUACAGGCAUAGUGGUUGUACCACAAUGGCCAUCACAGCCUUGGUACCCCCUUUUUAAAUCAUUAUCUGUAACGAAACCUUUCAGUUCACCCGCUACAUGGUCAACUUUUCUUGGUAGCGAGCGUGUUAUCCGGGAAGGAUUUUCCAAGCAGGGAGUACCAAAAGCAGCUGUAGAUGUUAUGAUCUCUUCCUUGUCUCGGAAUACUAUAUCGCAGUAUAAUUCCAGUCUAAGAAAAUGGUGGGAAUAUUGUAAUCAGAAUCAUUGUAUUGGUCGUCGCCAACCGGUAUUGAAUCUACCGUUUUUUAAUUCUAGACCUAGUAUUUGCCCAGCUGCCACACUUAAGUUUUAUGUAGCAUCAACUUCUUUUGUAAGACCUAAUGAUGUGGACCAUUUAAUUUUAACUAGUAGGAAACCAUAUAAAGCCGUCUCAUCUCAGACGUUAGGGCGUUGGAUAAAACUAACUCUUCAAGAGAGUGGCAUUGAUACUUCCAUAUUUGGUGCCCACAGUACAAGGCACGCUUCUACCUCUGCCGCUUCACGUGCAGGACUAAGUGUCGAUGUCAUUCGUAAGGUUGCUGGUUGGUCUGACCAAUCAGCAGUAUUUGCCAAUUUCUAUAAUAGGCCAAUUAUUGAUACCACUUCUAACUUAUUGAUUAAUUAG